Molecule: messenger RNA, 276 nt
Organism: Opisthorchis viverrini
Lineage: Eukaryota; Metazoa; Platyhelminthes; Trematoda; Opisthorchiida; Opisthorchiidae
Exons: 1
Source: RefSeq, a predicted model, not a curated record
CCCGCGAACGAGGUAACGUGGUCUAAAGACAGGGUUGUCGAUCCCGGGGUGGACAUCUCAAAGAAUGGAGCAGUGACGCCAGAAGACACCACAUUGCAUGCAACUAAUGCCACCGAGGUUGUCGGCGCACCUGCCGCAGUGGGAACCAUCCAAUUGGAACAGCUCGCAUUGGAUGAACACGAGAGUGACGAGACUGAGGAGUUUGUUCAGGCACCUCAGCCGAAAGCAUCCUCCAAGCGAAGGCAGAAACAAAAAAACAAAUCAUUCGCUGACUAG